Molecule: messenger RNA, 2071 nt
Organism: Tachysurus vachellii
Lineage: Eukaryota; Metazoa; Chordata; Actinopteri; Siluriformes; Bagridae
Gene: fam241a
Product: family with sequence similarity 241 member A
Exons: 2
Coding region: 99-488 (129 amino acids)
Cellular component (GO): intracellular membrane-bounded organelle
Source: RefSeq, a predicted model, not a curated record
UCCCGUAUUUGACAACUGAAUGCGGAAGUGUUUCGAACAGCGCUGGUUCAGUCUUGUCUCCUGGUGUCUGUUGGUUGGGUUUAGUUUUUAGUAACAAAAUGUCUAAGGAGUUGCCGACAGUCAUUAACGGUCGUGGUUUUGAGGGUCAGAGGAGGUAUCCAGGAGGUUACACAGCAGACAGCGAGCAGAAUGACCUCCGGGCAAGAGCACGAACACAUGGCAUGUCUAAGCCCAUGCCUGAAUUUCAGGCUGCAUCAGAUACAGUACCAGAAGCAGCCCAAGUGGAUGACUGCGAGAGGCUGGGCACUCUGUUUGGGAUGUUCAAUAAGUGCCUAAGAGGCAUCGGCUUCACACAGCUCUACUUUGGGGAAAAGAUCGUAGAGCCUGUGGUUGUGCUUCUCUUCUGGCUGCUACUCUGGUUCCUUGGCAUCCAGGCCCUGGGUCUCGUAGGAACUCUUUGUAUCAUCAUCAUAUACCUCCAAAAGUAGUUGCCUAAGAGGAAUGAAAUGAUUAUAUUCUUUGUGUCUUGGCAUGAUCUAAUACAGAUCAACAUAAUGAUUGUCCCUUUAUAAUGAACAGCAUUAUAACAUUUGAUGGGUUUAGUUUUCUCUCCUUUGUGAGCCUUAAAUGACUGCAUACAUAUACUGUGUCAUAGUAAAGUUGUUCAACCUUUAUAAAGUUUUUAUAUAGGAUUUAAUUGUUUGGUGGUUUAAAAACACUUUGUGCCAUUUUUAAUUGAGCAAAUCUGAAAGAGUUGAAAUAAGACUUUUAUGUGGCACUGUAACUGAGUAUAGUACUAAACAGGAAGUUUCAGAAAUCUGAUAUUGAAGGAUUUUUGUCAUCUAUGCACUAAUUUAGAUGUUUUUAAUAAGCAUGUUUUCUUAAAUAUCAAUUUGUAUUGACUGUUGAGUUACUUUCAUAACUAGCAUGGAUGUUAAUGGAAAAAGCACUUUAAGAGGAAGAAAAAUACUAUUUUACCUUUUUCCAUAAAAAUAAGAGACAUAUCAACCAUACUUUCUCUUGAAAAUGAAAUGAAUGGUUUUAUUCUUUUGUUGUUGGUUUAUCUCAUUGCCCUUGUAGUUAUUUUUGUAGUGUGCAUUCUCUACACAAGCGCACUAGAGGGCAACACCUUCAUGCUCCCUAUUUCCUAGAAAGCAACAAGUUAUCUCUUUGUAACAAAUAGUAAACUCUAAUUGAUAAAGGUCUAAAUGUACCAAAGCAUUGCAUGUCGUUCACAGUCAGGCAUGGAAACUGCGUGUAAAACAAAUGAUUCAUUCUUAAUAUUUAAGUGAACUGAGCUUUUUCAUUAUAGUGAGUGAGUGAGUGAGUGAGUGAGUGAGUGAGCGAGAGAGUGCGUGUGAGUGUGUGUGAGUGCGUGUGCGGUGCCCUGUGUUGGACAGUUGUCCUAUUCAGAGUGUUUUCAUGUUGUGCUCCCACUGUUCCUGGGAUAAGGAUAGGGCUAGGGAUCCAUGCCAACCUUGAUCAGGAAUAUUCUAUAUUAAUGGAUGAAUGUAUAAUUCUCAAUAUUAUUAUCUUUCUGUAUCCUGCUGUAUAAUCCAAAGAUUCUUGCAUAACAUCAAGCAUUGCAAAUCUAAAAAUUAUUAAAACAAUGUAUUAAAACAUUAACCAAACGAAUUCUGAAGGUUAAAAAAAAAACCUAAUUUAUGUUAUUUAAAGGAGACAAAUUUUUAGUAGAAAAUGAGUUAUAAGACUCACAUCUGAAAACUGUUUGUGAAUAUGAUUAUUUGUAAAUGUGAUUUUUAACUGCAAAGUUGUUUGAGCUCCAAAACAGGCAUAAGUUUUGCUAAUGAUUGUGUAUUUUUUUAAAAAAAUCAUACGUUCGGUUAUGAUUGUGUCAAAAAUGUGAUCAAUGGCAGUUUACAACUGUUUCUUUAUACCUCAUUUAGCAGACGUUGUGCCAUUAUUUAGAUGAUUACAUGUAUGUAUGCCAUCUUGCUGCAUUUAUCAGCUCUUUUGGAUUUUUUUUGUUAUAUAUUUUACUUCUGUAUCUGCAAUCAACUGUGGCUUAAUAUUUGGUUGUCUAAAUAAAAAUCAGUAUGUUUUUAAAAAA